AUGUAUCUCUUUUUGUAUGUUCGUAAACGAGGCUAUCAGAUGGGACUUGUUCGCCUUAAUCUCCGAUAUGCUUCCCGUCUGCCGAGCCAGGUCAUGCAAUCCCAGCAUGUUCGGUGCAUUGCAACGUUGACGGGGGCUUUGACAGGAGGCUCUCCUGCACGGCCAGCAGAAUCCCCAACCGCCGAGCAAGUUGUGAUCCUGGGCUCGGGAUGGGGUGGAUAUACUCUAUCCCGCAAAUUGUCGGCCACUAAAUUCUCUCGCACAGUAAUAUCACCUCGGUCAUAUUUCGUCUUUACCCCUCUGCUUACUGAUGCCGCCAUUGGGUCGCUUGACUUCUCUGAAAUCGUGGAGCCGGUCCGAGAUCGCUAUAGCAAAGUCCACUUUGUUCAGGCCGCCGCUCGAGCCGUCGACCUGAACAAGAAGACAGUCACAUGUGAAGCUAGUGUGGUUCGAAGCGGCGUCACGGAGACGGCAAGGGUAGAACAACACCAGCAUGAAAAGCAACAUGGACAUGGAUUACAAGGCGGGGCAGAGAGGAGAUGGGAAUCUGGGGAAAGAUUCACGAUCCCUUAUGACAAACUUGUGGUCGCCGUUGGCUGUGUGAGCAGGACAUUCAACACUCCUGGAGUCAGAGAGAAUGCACUCUUCUUCAAGGACAUUGGAGACGCACGAAAAGUGAAGAGACGGAUAAGAGAAUGCUUUGAGCUGGCGGUUCUGCCCAAUACACACCCUGCGACGCAGAGAUAUCUCUUGCAUUUUGCGAUUGUGGGUGCUGGGCCGACAGGGAUCGAGCUGGCUGCUUCACUGUGCGAUUUUAUCCAUGAAGACUUGGUAAAGGUUUAUCCACAGCUGAAGAAGAUGAUUCGUAUAACCCUCUUUGACGUUGCACCUACGGUAUUAAGUACAUUUGAUGAGUCCUUAUCUAAAUAUGCCAUGGAUACUAUGAAGCGAGAGGGGGUCGACGUGAAGACAAACCACCAUAUCGAAAGCCUUCGAUGGGGUGAGCCUGGCGCUCCUGGUCCGCACGAGAUGGAUCCGAGGGGUUGUCUGACCAUCAAGACCAAGGAAGAUGGUGAAGAAGGCAUCGCAAUGUGUGUCUGGGCCACCGGUAACGAGAUGAACGAGUUCGUCAAUGAUGCCCUGUGGAAGGUAGAAGAGUUUCCAGCUUCAUCUACUUUGGAGAGGAUGGACCAUAUCCCAGUAUCAUCACAGUCUGCGCAGUCUGCAGCGACAUGGACGGUGAAGAAAGCCGAGAAGACAGGUGCUCUCCUGGUCGAUGACCACCUUCGUGUCCAGCUCCAAUCGAACGAUGGCCGAACAGUAACCCUCAAGGAUGUGUUUGCUAUUGGUGAUAACUGUAUGCUUGAAUCAAACUCACCACCUGCAACGGCCCAGUCUACUAACCAGGAGGCCAUCUGGCUUGCUCAAUGCCUGAACGCAGCCGAAUCCGACACCGGCCUGUCUCGGUCUCCUGGCUUCUCCUUUAGAAAUCUGGGCAUGAUAGCGUACCUCGGCCAUUCAAGAGCGCUCAUGCAGUUCCCCCAGACAGGCCAGGACAGGGGUAAGGCUUCUCUUCUGCCCAGAGGAUUGACCGGAUAUGCUGCAUGGCUAGUAUGGAAAGGAGCGUAUCUUUCUAUGAGCAUCAGUUGGCGCAACAGACUGCGUAUUCUGUAUUCUUGGGUCUCAAAUUGGGCGUUUGGAAGAGACAUUUCGAGGUAUUAG
This is a messenger RNA of Microsporum canis CBS 113480, 1722 nucleotides long. Its product is annotated as external NADH-ubiquinone oxidoreductase 2. Lineage: Eukaryota; Fungi; Ascomycota; Eurotiomycetes; Onygenales; Arthrodermataceae. Gene Ontology annotation, molecular function: NADH dehydrogenase activity. The coding region runs from base 1 to 1722 and encodes 573 amino acids. The record is from RefSeq and is a predicted model, not a curated record. The transcript has a single exon.